AUGGCCGCCCAAGAGCUGCCCGGCGACGAGCAGCCAGCUUCAGCCCCCCGUCCGCCGCCGGACGCUCACAAGCAGCCCCUGGGCGACGAGCUGAGCGAGAGCGUGUGGGAGGACGCAGCAAGUCGAAAGAAGAUGGCUGCCGCCCCGGCAUCCGGCCAAAAAGGCGUCCCCGCUGCUCUGAGGCCUGGCCAGGCACCUCUGAAUUUCGGCGACGAGGACGACAGCAACGUCUGGGACGAGGCGAGGCAGCAGUCAAACGACAUUGACAAGCUUGGUCAAGCCCCUAACGCCUUUAAGACGGGCGACAACAAGUCGCAAACGAACCCCUUCUUGAAACGAAAGCCGGUGCCUCACCGAAACGACGCCGUGCCUGUCGACUCUUUCGCUAGGCUGGACCUGGACGAGGCCGGCCAGGGCAGCAAUCCGUGGCAGGCACCCGGUGUUGCCCACAACGCGCCCCCUCCAAAAAUCCAGAAAUCCCUCUUGGACGACGCCGAGAGCGAUCCUUGGGCAAGCAACCAAGUCCCGACCCCUCCGGCAAAAGUGCCCGCUGCUGCUGCAUCGCCGGCACUCAUGUCGCUGCCGUCCGAGGACGAGCCGACGUGGGAAGAUGACCCGCGGCCCGACCAUGACAAGGCUCUUCCCGAGGCACCCCCGGCGACGGCCAUAUCGGACGAGCUCAUAGAGGACCAGAAUGUCUGGGAUGACCUCGGAGCGCUGGAUAGGGGCAAAGCCAAGGUCUUGGAUCUGCCUCCGGAGCAGCAAGCCCAGCUCGACGACUGGAAUCUCAUAGAUGCGGAUCCGUCGUCGAGUCCGCCGAAGCCGCCGGCCGACGAAGAGGCAGAACGGCCGAUUGAUGCCAAAUCCGAGACGUACCAGGUCAAGAACAUCCGCUGGCACGACGACACAUCGAUGAGCAACCCACGCACAUCUCCGAUCCUGAUACAAAACAAAAAUGGCCCGUGUCCGCUGGUGGCGCUGGUCAACGCCCUAACGUUAACAACGCCGGCCGACAUGCCCGAUACGGCCCUGGUGCAGGUUCUCCGGUCGCGAGAGCAAGUCAGCCUCAAUCUGCUGCUCGACGCCGUAUUCGACGAGCUUAUGUCACCGCGGCGCACAAACUCGGAGGACGCCCUGCCCGACGUUUCUGAUCUCUAUUCCUUUCUUCAGAGCCUCCACACCGGCAUGAACGUCAAUCCACGCUUCGUGCCUACCCCGGAGAUGAUGACGGCUUACAAGCGCACAUCGCUGACGCAUCUUGAUGCAGCCGAACGCGGCGACUUUAUUCCGGGGACCUUUGAAAACACCAUGGAGAUGAGCCUGUACGCCACCUUCUCCAUUCCUCUGAUUCACGGGUGGCUUCCGUCUCGGUCCGACCCGGCGUACGAGGCACUUGAACGGCGGGGGGCCUCGUAUGAAGAGGUACAAAACCUGCUGUUUCACGAAGAGGAGCUCGAGGGCAAGUUGUCGAACCCCAAUGGCGAACUGUCCGAGACGGAGGCACAGCUUUACCAGGAUAUCAUGACAAUUAAGAUGUUUUUGGAAGAAUCGGCGACGCAGCUCACGCCGUGGGGCAUCGGGGUCAUUGCCAAGGCCAUGCGCCCCGGGACCUUUGCCAUACUUUUCAGAAACGAUCACUUUAGCACCUUGUACUGUCACCCGCGGGCGACGAAGCUGCUUAGCCUGGUGACAGACGCCGGGUACGGGAGCCACGAGGAGGUGGUGUGGGAGAGCCUCGUCGAUGUCAACGGAGAGCGGACCGAGUACCUGUCAGGAGACUUUCGGGUCGUGGGCGCGGCGCCUGCAGGCAGUGCGGGCGGUGGCGGGACCUCGUCGGGCGGUGGCGAGUGGACGGCGAUGCAAUGCAAGCGUGGCAAGGGGCGAGAGCAGGAGGAACAGGGGCCAACGAGUCCGAAGCACGAGCAGGAGGACCGCGACCUGGCGCUGGCGCUGCAACUGCAAGAGGAAGAGGAACAUAGACACCGCGAAGAGCAGGCCCGCCGGCGACGAGAGAGCAUACUCUCGGAACAGUACAUUGAGCAGCAAGCACAACGACCAACGCCAGUGGUCAGGAACUCUAGGAGAGCCACGUCGAGCGGGAGCGCUGGGCCGGAACCGGGCAGCUCCAACGGCAUCGGGCUCGGCAUCGGCAUGGCGGGGAGCCCGCUCACGCGGCAGCCGAGCGAGCCAAGCCGGCAGCCGCAGCAGUCACCCGGGAAGCAACCAGGCGGCGCCGAGGACGAGCAGCGGCGCCAGGGGUCAGGGGCCGCCUAG
Molecule: messenger RNA, 2274 nt
Organism: Hirsutella rhossiliensis
Lineage: Eukaryota; Fungi; Ascomycota; Sordariomycetes; Hypocreales; Ophiocordycipitaceae
Product: MINDY deubiquitinase domain-containing protein
Exons: 3
Coding region: 1-2274 (757 amino acids)
Biological process (GO): protein K48-linked deubiquitination
Cellular component (GO): cytosol; cell periphery
Molecular function (GO): cysteine-type deubiquitinase activity; K48-linked deubiquitinase activity; cysteine-type carboxypeptidase activity
Source: RefSeq, a predicted model, not a curated record